Serinus canaria (Common canary) is the source of this 3005-nucleotide messenger RNA. RefSeq names its product inositol polyphosphate-5-phosphatase J (gene INPP5J). NCBI's taxonomy places the organism in Eukaryota, Metazoa, Chordata, Aves, Passeriformes, Fringillidae. Bases 248 to 2536 code for a protein of 762 amino acids. Gene Ontology annotation, cellular component: ruffle; plasma membrane; cytoplasm. Gene Ontology annotation, biological process: negative regulation of peptidyl-serine phosphorylation; phosphatidylinositol dephosphorylation. The record is from RefSeq and is a predicted model, not a curated record. Gene Ontology annotation, molecular function: phosphatidylinositol-4,5-bisphosphate 5-phosphatase activity; phosphatidylinositol-3,4,5-trisphosphate 5-phosphatase activity. The transcript has 13 exons.
GCCCGACGCUGGGGUUUCGGCGGCGCCUCUCCUCGGCGGCAGCGUCCCGGGCGGCCGUAGGAGCUCCCGACCGGACGGGCACGGGUGCUCGCGGCGCGCAGGAACCGAGGAGCGGCCCCAGGCCCAGACCCCGCCCGAGGGUCUCCUGCUGCCGGCCUUGCUGUCCCCCGGCCCUGGUGGCCCCCCGUCCCCGGCAGCGCCCGGCCGGGUCACCUUCCCGGCGCCGGCCCCGCCGGAGCGGCGGGAGAUGCUGCCCAAAGCGGAGUCCAGCGACCACAUCGCGGCCUGGGCGGGCCCCGCCGUGCCUCGCGCCCCCACGCUGCCCAAGGCCGUGUCCAGCGAGUUCCUCACCGGCGGUUGGGGGGGCCUGACCCCCCGAGCGGAGCCGGGCGAGCUGCCCGUCCUCGCCCGGCCCCUCGGUCGUCCCGACACCAGCGACGUCUGCGAUGUGCUGCCGGACUGCUCGGGACGAGCCCCGGAGGACGGCGCGUUCCGCAUCACAGUGGUCACCUGGAAUGUAGGUACAGCCAUGCCCCCAAAUGAUGUGACGUCCCUGCUGCACCUCAACACGGGCGAGACAAACGAUGUGGACAUGAUCGCCAUUGGGGAGCAAGAAGCACUCUCUGCCUAUAGGUAUGAGGUGGAAAAGCCGGAUCUGCCUCCAGGACUGCCCGCAAGCUCCCAGCUGCAGGGGCAUAUUGGUGUAAAGGCUGACACUGCUGGAGCUGUGUUGGAGCCAGCCCCCCAGUCCCCUCAGCCUUACAGGUUGCAGGAGGUAAACUCCAAGAUAAACAAACGCUUGAAGGAUGCCCUCUUCACAGAUCAGUGGAGUGAACUCUUCAUGGAUGUGCUGAGCCCCUUCCACUUCAUCCUGGUCAGCACAGUGCGGAUGCAAGGUGUGAUUCUGCUGGUGUUUGCUAAGUACUAUCACCUACCCUUCCUUCAGGACAUCCAGACAGACUGCACCAGGACAGGGCUGGGGGGAUACUGGGGCAACAAGGGUGGGGUGAGUGUUCGUCUCUCCAUCUUCGGCCACAUGGUCUGCUUCCUGAACUGCCAUCUGCCAGCACACCUGGAAAAGACGGAGCAGCGCAAGGAGGACUUUGCCACCAUACUGCACAUGCAGCAGUUUGAGGGGCCCGUGGCUAAUGGCAUCCUGGACCAUGACCUCGUGUUCUGGUUUGGGGACCUCAAUUUCCGCAUUGAGAGCCUGGACAUCUGUUUUGUGAAGUAUGCCAUUGACAGCAAUGUCCUGAGCCAGCUCUGGGAGAAGGAUCAGCUUAACAUUGCCAAAAGCACGUGGCCUGUUCUCAGAGGCUUCCAGGAGGGACCCCUGAACUUCCCACCCACUUUCAAGUUUGAUGUGGGCACCAACAAGUAUGACAGCAGUGCCAAGAAGCGAAAACCUGCCUGGACUGACCGCAUCCUAUGGAAGAUAAAACCUCCCAGCAAGGGGUUGGGCACAGGUGGGCACCGGCCCAGCCAGGGUGUGCUGUCAGUGAGCCAACUGUGCUACUGCAGUCACAUGGAAUACACUGUCAGCGACCACAAGCCAGUAGCUGCCAUCUUUGCUGUGCAGUUUGCUUCCAAGGUGGACAAGCCCCUGGUUGAGAUUUAUGUGGCUGACGAGUGGAGCAGGCCUGAGCAAGCAGUUGUCAGGUACAAGAUGGCUGUUGGCUUCCACCGGAGCUCCUGGGACUGGAUAGGACUCUACCGGGUGGGGUUUCGGCACCCUAAAGACUAUGUAUCCUAUGUCUGGGCCAGGAGUGAUGAUGGGGAGCGCUGCCUGGAGAAGCAGCUGUGUGCACAGGUGAUGUUCUCUGAGGAAGCACUGCCCAAGGGGAAUGGAGAGUACAUCCUUGGAUACUACAGCAACACGUCCAGUAGCAUUGCUGGUGUGACUGAGCCCUUCCAGAUUUCCCUACCCAGGUCAGAGGAGGGCAGCAGCUCAACAGACAGCUCAGGCAGCAGCUCAGAAGAGGAUGACAGUACACUUGUCCUCCUGGCACCCAAAUCCCGUAGUCCCAGCCCAGGCAAGAUGAAACGUCACCGGAGCCGAAGCCCCAGCCUGGCCAAGUUCCAGGGCCUCAUCCUGCGGCCAUCAAGCCGGGACAGGGGUACAAGCCGCAGUCCCUCACCCCAGAGCCGUUGCAGUCUCCCCAGGAAUAUCCCCACCAUCCACCUGCCCCAUGACGAGCUGAGGCACCAUGAAGUCAAAAGCAAGGAGCUGGGGCAGGCAGCUGAAAGCCCAGACGGGAGCUCGUUCUGCCAGACUGUGCAGGAGCAAAGUGGCCUCCGGCAUGUCUCUGCUGCCAGCUCCCUGACCAGGGCUGACCCUCGGAACCUGGGCCUGCUGCCUGCACUGCGCCUGGAGAUGAUUGACCAAGCCCUGGGCCAGCGGCGGGAGAGUGCAAACCAGGGCUAUUAUCCCUGCCAGAGAAUGAGUCCCACCAGCCCCCCAGGCUGUGGCCCCUCCCCAAAGGAGGGGCACAGCCCCCAGGAACUGAAGAGACAUAGCUGUGCCAUGGGCCGCUGAUGCAGUGGCUCCCUUCCUCCUCCCCACAGUGCGCUUGCUGUGUGCUUUCCUCUGCCACGUCCCUGCUGAGACACCCUCUCCCUUAUUUAUUGCAGUGACUCCUCACCCCUGUUGUGUGCCUGGCAGGUAGAGGCCCCUCCUUGCUGACCCCAGCCCAAGCUCCUGCCCUGGGCUGUGAGGUGACCACACAGGGGCGGGUGGGCAAAAUUGGUCUAAUGCAGUUUGGGGAACUUCUCAUGAACUUCUAAGUGCAGGACUCUUGUCCCAUGGGAGGAAUGCUGGCCUCACACCUGAGGUGGCACAAAAGGCCAGGGCAGGGCUCUGGCAGGAAUGGUAUCAGGCACAGAGCAAGGACCACCACAGGGUACCCUGGAGAUCAGAGAUUAAAGCUUGCUCCUUCCCUGCUCUACUACUGUGCCUCAGCCUGAACAUAGUGCAAGUGACAAAAUAAAUGAUCCUGCCCACCCCA